Molecule: messenger RNA, 264 nt
Organism: Rangifer tarandus platyrhynchus (Svalbard reindeer)
Lineage: Eukaryota; Metazoa; Chordata; Mammalia; Artiodactyla; Cervidae
Source: the annotation of a GenBank genome assembly
AUGUUGAAAGCCUGCCUGGGGAGCGAGAGACGCUCCGAACCAUCUGGAGAGCUGGGCUGCUCUGGGACGGACAUCUGCCGGCAGCUGAAGGGGAAGAAAGGUGAGGCGGGGCCAGGCACGGCCCAGGGCCGCUUCCGAGUGUGGACCCGCUGCCUCAGGCCAGCUCCGCACAACUCAGAGAGGUCUCCUCACUCCUUUUAUUUACGCGAGAGGAACUGCCCUGUGGUCACCCCGGGAGUUUCUGAUGGGAUGACACGGCGAUGA